AUGGCCUUUCUUGUGCUGCUCAUCGUCGCGAGCUUCGCUGCCAGCGCGACGGCGGCCCUGGAGGCGGAGCCGGCGUGCUCGCCCUCCCUCUGCGGCGCCGUCGAGGUCCGGUACCCGUUUUGGCUGGACGGCGGCGGCGGCGGCAACGUUUGCGGGUACCCAAGCCUCAGGCUUGAGUGCCGCGGCGGCACGCCCGUGCUCCGGCUGCCCUCAGGCGACUACAGGGUACACCGAAUCAGCUACGGCGACAACGGCGACGACGGCACAUUCACUCUGCACGAUUCCAUCGUCCACAACAGCAGAUGCCCGCUCGUCGUCGGAAGGAAUCUGACUUUGCCCGAGGGCUCGCCGCCGCCGUUCUCCCUCACCGGCAACGACAUGAACGUGACAUUCUACCUCAGAUGCCCCUUCAACGCAUCUCCUUCGCACAUGGUGGCUUGCCUGGAGGAGGCCGAUGGCGUGCACCACACGUACGCGUUCCGGGACGGUGACUACCUUCUUCCGUACGAGUUCAACAGCCUCUGCCAGGACGUCGUGGGGAUGCCGGUGCUCAGGUCGUCGCUGGGGGGAAGCAGGUGGAUCUACCGCGUUUUCCGGGCUCUGUGGAGAGGCUUCGAACUGAGGUGGACGCGGGCGCUGGAAGGGAGGUGCAGAGACUGCGAGAACUCCGGUGGCCUCUGCGGCCACCUUGGCGAGGCGCCGGACCAGUUCACAUGCUUUACGGCGCCUGCUGCCCCUGCCCCUGCACUGCUACUGAGCCUUUGA
Molecule: messenger RNA, 765 nt
Organism: Triticum turgidum subsp. durum (durum wheat)
Lineage: Eukaryota; Viridiplantae; Streptophyta; Magnoliopsida; Poales; Poaceae
Source: the annotation of a GenBank genome assembly